AUGAGUGCUCCAGGGAUCACAGAAAAAGUUGAAAAACUUGAUAUUUCCUCUAACAAUACUACAAAUGCGGCCUCUGCCCCUGCUGCUGAACAAAAAGUCACUCCAUGGGAAGUUGAAGGUGCAGUCGUUGAUGGUGAAAGUCAAGGAAUUGACUACCAGAAAUUAAUUCAACAGUUUGGUACUAGAGCUAUCUCUCAGGAGACUCUUGAUCGUUUCACUGCAGUGACAGGUCAUGAACCACAUUUUUUCCUUAAAAAGGGUAUUUUUUUCAGUGAAAGAGACUUCGGGAAGAUUUUAGAUCUCUACGAACAUGGUGAACCUUUUUUCCUUUACACCGGCCGUGGUCCAUCUAAUGUGUUGCAUUUGGGGCAUAUGGUACCGUUCUUAUUCACCAAAUGGUUACAAGAAGUAUUCGAUGCUCCAUUGGUGAUUGAAUUGACCGACGAUGAAAAAUUUUUGUUCAAGCCAAACCUUACAAUUGCAGAUGUCAGGAAAUUUGCCCGUGAAAACGCAAGAGAUAUCGCUUCUUUAGGGUUCAAGCCUGAAAGAACUUUCAUCUUUUCUGAUUUAGAUUACAUGGGGGGAGCCUUCUACGAAAACGUGGUGAAAACCAGUAGACAAAUUACCACCUCCACUGCCAGAGCGGUAUUUGGGUUCCAAGACUCAGACUGUAUUGGGAAGGUUCACUUUGCUUCCAUUCAAAUCGCCACUGCUUUUCCAUCGAGUUUCCCAGACGUUUUGGGUUUGCCACCAAAGACCCCAUCUUUGAUUCCUUGUGCCAUUGAUCAAGAUCCUUACUUUAGAGUGUGUCGUGACGUUGCUGGGAAAUUGAAGUACGCUAAGCCAUCUCUUAUCCAUUCCAAGUUUUUCCCAGCCUUGCAAGGUCCAAGCACAAAGAUGAGUGCUUCUGAUGAUACCAGUGCGAUUUUUAUGACAGAUACACCUAAGCAAGUGACCAAAAAAAUCAACAAGUAUGCUUUCAGUGGUGGUAAGAGCACUAUCGAGGAACAUCGUAAGUUGGGUGGUAAUCCAGAAGUUGACGUGGCGUACCAAUACUUGUCAUUUUUCAAGAGUGACGAGGAAUUUCUAGAAAAGAUUGCUGCUGAUUAUAGAAGUGGUGAUUUGUUGAGUGGGGAGAUGAAGAAGUUGUGUAUUGAUGUCUUGGUAGAGUUCGUUAAGAAUUUCCAAGAAAAGAGAGCCAAAAUCACUGACGAGGAGUUGGAUAAGUUCAUGAAGCCUCAUAAGCUUAGCUUUUUCCAACAGGAGAGAUUGGUUCCAAUUAAACCUAGAGAAAAGAAAAACUCUAAGAAAUAA
This is a messenger RNA of Saccharomycopsis crataegensis, 1314 nucleotides long. RefSeq names its product tryptophan--tRNA ligase WRS1 (gene WRS1). Gene Ontology annotation, cellular component: cytoplasm. The transcript has a single exon. NCBI's taxonomy places the organism in Eukaryota, Fungi, Ascomycota, Saccharomycetes, Ascoideales, Saccharomycopsidaceae. Bases 1 to 1314 code for a protein of 437 amino acids. Gene Ontology annotation, molecular function: tryptophan-tRNA ligase activity; ATP binding. Gene Ontology annotation, biological process: tryptophanyl-tRNA aminoacylation. The record is from RefSeq and is a predicted model, not a curated record.